ACCAAUAUGGCUGCACCCAGCGAGCUGCGGCACUGCUGGUGAGGGCUGGAGACGAGGCUCCUCCAAGUCCUUGCCCUGCACCCGCCUCGGCGAUGGCGCUCCGGGCGCGGCUCUGGGAGUUGCUGCCACUUUGCAGGAGCCCCGGGCGCGGGGGCGCAGCGCUGGCCUCCAGCGCCAGGCCGGCGGCGAAGCCUGCAGUGGACCCUCAGGAGAACGAAGCCGUGGCCCCCGCGUUCACCAACCGGAACCCCCGAAAUCUGGAGCUCUUAGCCGUGGCUCGGAAAGAGCGGGGCUGGGGGACCGUGUGGCCGUCCCGCGAGUUCUGGCACAGGCUGCGCGUCGUGAGAACUCAGCAUCAUGUAGAAGCCCUGGUUGAGCAUCGCAGUGGCCAGGUGGUGGUGUCGGCAUCCACCCGAGAGUGGGCGAUCAAGAAGCACCUGUAUAGCACUAGGAACGUGGUGGCUUGUGAGAGCGUGGGCCACGUGCUGGCGGGGCGCUGCCUAGAGGCAGGCAUCAACUUCAUGGCCUACCAGCCCACGCCGUGGGAGAGAGCGUCACACUCGUUGAAACGACUCCAGGAUGCCAUGACCGAAGGCGGCGUGGUGCUGAGGGAGCCCGGGAGGAUCUAUGAGUGACCCUACAGCAGGCCUGGGCACGAGUCAGUAGCACACAGCUGUGGCACCCCUCGGGCGAACAUCUGUAGCAAGAGUCUAACCGUGGAAUGUUACCUGUAAUUAAGAUUAUUUUAUUGUGUCUUUUUAAUGAUUCAGUUCUUCCCUCG
Molecule: messenger RNA, 781 nt
Organism: Sorex araneus (European shrew)
Lineage: Eukaryota; Metazoa; Chordata; Mammalia; Eulipotyphla; Soricidae
Product: 39S ribosomal protein L18, mitochondrial-like
Exons: 1
Coding region: 93-635 (180 amino acids)
Biological process (GO): translation
Cellular component (GO): ribosome; mitochondrion
Molecular function (GO): structural constituent of ribosome; 5S rRNA binding
Source: RefSeq, a predicted model, not a curated record